AUGUUUGUACCGACUAGAUCAUCGUUAUUAAAAUCUCACGAUGAAAAAAAGUGCGAAACUGUUGUAUUUGAAAAUAAAAAACCCAAAAAAGUUAGUGAAAAUAAAAUGGCGGUUGUCGACAGCGAUAAAAAAUUAAUUUCUUCAAAAGGAAAAUUAAAUAAGGAAAAAAAAAAUAAAGACAAUUUAACGAUGAAAAAAUUACGUUACGACAUAAUUAAAUUUGGUACUUCGGGUUUUUCGGGUGCUAAAAAAGAAGAAUCGAAAGUUGCAUUGGCUGUUUCUUUGGGUGCCGUACCUCCCAAACGUAAAUAUCUCAACUAUAAAGAACUUCUACAUUGCAGCUCAUCAUCAACUAUUAAUCGAACAUCACUUGAGUCGGUGCAACUUCAAGCAAUAGCUGACAAAAUACAGUGA
Molecule: messenger RNA, 414 nt
Organism: Pediculus humanus corporis (human body louse)
Lineage: Eukaryota; Metazoa; Arthropoda; Insecta; Psocodea; Pediculidae
Exons: 2
Coding region: 1-414 (137 amino acids)
Source: RefSeq, a predicted model, not a curated record